UUUUUUUUCUUCUUUUAUUUUUUUAAACAAAAUGGCAAUAUUUAAACAAUCAAGUCAUUGUUGCUUUUUAAUCCCCAUAAAAACAGGUGUCUAUCUUAUAACUAUUUUUGGACUACUUAAUAAAUUAUCUGGAUUCUAUGGUCUCAUAGCGUUAGAUUACAGCGAUCCUAUUGUUGUUUGUGUACAUAUUUAUUCACUUAUAGCGUUAGGCUUAUUUUCUCUUGGCCUAUACGGUAUUCAUAAUGACAAAUACACGUAUAUUCGCUAUUUCACCUUAUUUUAUUGGUUUGACUUUUUAAUUAGUACAGCCACAACAAUCUAUUUUGCUAUUCAAUGGUUUGUUUAUACAGAUCAUAAUUUGCUUGAAUUACAAGAUGAUCCAGUAAAGAAGCAGCAACAUGACGACGCCUUCAGAAUUGAAAGCACUGUUAGCAUUAUAUGGCUAUGUCUUAUUCGAGUAAUUCAUCUUUAUUUUGCUUAUACUCUAACUUGUUAUUAUGUCUCAUUGGGUAAAGCGCAUUAUUCCAAAAUAACCGCUUCUGUGGAUGAAGAAUUGAAUUUCUCUGGUUAUAAUGAAUUGGAAGAAGAGGAAGAAGAAGAAGAUAAAAAUGAUAAUGAUACAAGUCCAUUAGCUGGAAGAAGAAGACAAGCUUAACUUAU
Messenger RNA from Cokeromyces recurvatus, 660 nucleotides. RefSeq names its product Inositolphosphorylceramide synthase subunit Kei1-domain-containing protein. Lineage: Eukaryota; Fungi; Mucoromycota; Mucoromycetes; Mucorales; Mucoraceae. Gene Ontology annotation, cellular component: Golgi membrane; inositol phosphoceramide synthase complex. Gene Ontology annotation, biological process: inositol phosphoceramide metabolic process. Bases 32 to 655 code for a protein of 207 amino acids. Gene Ontology annotation, molecular function: inositol phosphoceramide synthase regulator activity. The record is from RefSeq and is a predicted model, not a curated record. The transcript has 5 exons.